Spizellomyces punctatus DAOM BR117 is the source of this 2153-nucleotide messenger RNA. Its product is annotated as tpt phosphate/phosphoenolpyruvate translocator. The record is from RefSeq and is a predicted model, not a curated record. Gene Ontology annotation, biological process: phosphoenolpyruvate transmembrane import into Golgi lumen. The coding region runs from base 424 to 1959 and encodes 511 amino acids. Gene Ontology annotation, molecular function: phosphoenolpyruvate transmembrane transporter activity; antiporter activity. The transcript has 3 exons. Gene Ontology annotation, cellular component: endoplasmic reticulum; Golgi apparatus. NCBI's taxonomy places the organism in Eukaryota, Fungi, Chytridiomycota, Chytridiomycetes, Spizellomycetales, Spizellomycetaceae.
CGUCGACGUUGUGAGGGUUUCUUGCUUUGGGGUCCUGCUGCGGGAACGGAGAAGCCGAAGGAGCUAUUUGGAUUUUUUGCGUUUCAAAAACCAGGACCCUAGUUUGACCUUUGCUGGGGCUUGAAAGCUAAAACCUUUGAACCUGUGCAGACUGUGAAAGGCGACAACGUCGAACGGAAAAAAGAUAACACAGUCAGCUCCGUUUGCCGGUGGUGCCAGUGCCUUUUCCAACGCUGCUUCCUUUCUGCUUUGUCGAACAGUUGUGGCUGCGCAUCCACAGGCCAAUUCUUCGCUGGUACUGCUCAACUUGAUCGAUAGCCCCCGAAAAAGAGUUGCGGCCCGAACAGUGCGCAGUAUUAGCACGUGUGACAAAGUAAAACGUCAACUUGGAUACCUUUCAAGGAUAUUGGCACUGGGUUUGAUAUGGCGGCGGAAUAUCUUCCCCAUCCACAGGCAAGAGGACAGGUAGACUUGGGGCUAUCAAAGCGUCUACAUAUUCAACAGCCAAAGCGACCACAUAUCAGCACUGGGAACGACAAGUCCUCUGACAUGUUGUCAGCUAGCGAUAACCCACAGGGUUUCCGCUCGCUUGAUGCACGACCACUUCCCUACGAGGUUCCUCCGAUCGGAGUGCACCAAAACGAUACGGUUAAACAAAAGACUGUGUCCGUUCAGUCACACCAUCCAUCGCCACCUGCUUCACCGUCACCAACUACGGCAUACCCGGGACCAGCCCUAGACUCUAACCUGCAACUUCCCAGUACUCCUUCGUAUGCCAAGAAGGGUAAAUCUGCCAACAUCAGUAGACCGAACGUUAAUAUCAACAUCACGUACAGCACAAAUUACAACCUCAAUGUCGGAGGUGGCAGAUUCGACUCAUUCCUUUCCUCACCGGUCAAAAAGAGCUUCGUAGGCAGUACGCUCACUCGUCUACAGCGACUAGCGACGCCCUCUAUCAAUCGGGACACUAUCAAGUUCUGUCUCUUCUGUAGUCUGUGGUACUCCUCAUCAGCGCUCACCAAUAACACGGGGAAACAGAUUCUAAAUCACUUCAAGUAUCCUGUGACGCUGACAUACAUACAAUUUGGAUUUGUGUCGGGGCUGUGUUGGUUGAUGAGUCGAAUGGGCGCUGUGGGAGCCAUUAAACGACCCAAUCGUGGAGUAAUCAGUCAAGUACUCCCUCUUGCCAUCUUUCAAAUUGCUGGCCAUAUUUUUUCGUCAAUGGCUAUCUCGAGGGUGCCUGUUAGUUUUGCGCAUACCAUAAAAGCACUCUCCCCGCUGUUCACAGUGUUCCUCUACCGUGUAAUUUAUCAAGUCUUUUACGGCCCCAAAGUGUACCUCUCCUUGCUCCCAUUGACACUAGGUGUCAUGCUCGUCUGCAUGAGCGAGUUGACAUUCAAUAUGGUCGGCUUUCUCUGUGCCUUGAUAUCAACCCUCAUCUUUGUCGUACAAAACAUAUUCUCCAAAAAGAUUUUUACAGAGAACAGCGGAGGCGGGAGCAACAAGCUAGACAAGAUCAGUUUGCUGUUUUAUUCUUCCGGUCUAGCCUUUCUGCUCAUGGGUCCGUUAUGGCUUUCUUCGGAUGGAUGGGGCUUUCUUUUUGGACCGUCGUCGGACCGAAAGGUGGCAUCAUGGAUGAGCCACCGUAUACCCAUGCUCUUUCUUCUCAACGGAACGACACAUUUUGCGCAAAAUGUCAUCGCUUUCCAUCUCCUCUCGCUUGUAUCGCCCGUGACCUACAGUGUAGCGAGUCUCAUCAAACGUAUUUUUGUUAUAACCGCCAGUAUUAUCUGGUUUGCGCAGCCGGUGGAUGCGAGACAGGGGGCUGGGAUCCUAUUGACGUUUUUUGGCCUGUGGGUUUAUCAAGGGGCUAAGCGAGAAGUUGGGAAGGGGGAGGAGAAGCUGGUGAAAGUAAGGGAAGUGUUACCCCUUAGUAGGAAUGGGAAGAGCUCGAUAUAGAUGUUAGUUUUGUACAUUUGGGUUUGCGGAUGGGCGUGGCACCAGCUUUCCUUGCCUUCGUAUUGUGCAUCUUGCUUGUUUUUGGGGACAAUAGACACUAUUUAUGUAGGAUGUAUUUAAAGCGAGAGACAUCUCUCCUGUGCAGGGUAGAUUGCAAAGACAGAGAAUACAUGGACCCUACGACACAACAGAAA